CCGUGUUGGGCGCUCCAUCUGGUGUUAAGCGACUGAGGAGAAAAAAAAGACAGGGAGAAGAGAGAAGAAGGAAACACAGCGGAGACGAAGUUGAGACGCUUAUUACUAGCUUCUGGUUCUGGGUUGAUUUUCGGUCCUUAAAGCCGCAGCCAUUCAGUGUUUCAUGAAUUGGGUUUUACAGAGUGUGAGUUCUUGAUCUGGUCAUCUCAUAAAAGCAAUAGAGAAGGAGGAGGAGGAGGGAGCAGAAUAAAUAGCCAAGAGGAGCGUCCAGACAGUGGGGGAAGAGGAUUCCAUUGUCAUGAUCUCAUGCGUCGAAAACUGUCGUUGCCGGUAUGAUCAACAGCAGCAGCAACGGUAUAAUGUCUUCGUCAUCGGCAAACGCUCAAUCGCCUGGGCUGAAGACCUACUUCAAGACCCCAGAAGGCCGUUACAAACUUCAAUACGAGAAGACUCAUCCCGCCGGUCUCCUUCACUAUGCACACAGCAAAGCCGUUACUCAGGUAUGUAUUUCAAGGGUUUUCUCUCUGUUCCCCUCUCUUUAUUUAUCGGAAUUGAUACCCAUAUUUAUAUUGAAUUAUCUCCUCCAUCUGUUUGGUUCUCAGGUAACCCUUGCGCAUCUCAAGGAUAAACCGGCACCAGUGCCAUCCGCCCCAACUUCAAGCUUGAGCAGCGGUAGCGCAAUGAGAUCAGCAGCUGCCAGGCUCUUAGGCGGGAAUGGGAGCCGCACACUUAAUUUUGUAGGGGGAAAUGGUUCUAGUAAAGGCGUUGCGGUAACUAGUAGGAUUGGUUCAUUGGGGGCUUCGAGUACCAGUAAUUCACCAGCUGCUUCGAAUUUUGACGGAAAGGGGUCUUAUCUGAUAUUUAAUGUCAGCGACACAAUUUUCAUCAGUGACUUCAAUUCUCCAGAUAAGGAUCCUAUUAAAUCAAUCCAUUUCAGCAAUUCAAACCCUGUCUGCCACACUUUUGAUCCCGAAGCCAAGGACGGGCAUGACUUGCUUAUUGGAUUGAACUCUGGAGACGUAUACUCGGUGUCACUGAGACAGCAACUGCAAGAUGUAGGAAAGAAGCUUGUCGGAGCCCAACAUUACAACAAAGACGGUUCUGUAAAUAACAGUCGAUGUACUAGUAUUGCAUGGGUACCUAAUGGUGAUGGAGCUUUUGUUGUAGCUCAUGCUGAUGGAAACUUGUAUGUGUAUGAAAAGAACAAGGAUGGCACUGGUGACUCUUCAUUCCCUGUUAUCAAGGAUCAAACACAAUUUUCAGUUGCACAUGCCCGAUCUAGCAAGAGUAAUCCAGUUGCUAGAUGGCACAUUUGUCAAGGUUCAAUCAAUAGCAUUGCUUUCUCAACAGAUGGAACAUAUUUGGCAACUGUUGGAAGAGAUGGUUACUUAAGAGUCUUUGACUACUCUAGAGAACAGCUGAUAUGCGGUGGGAAAAGCUACUAUGGUGCUCUACUAUGUUGUGCAUGGAGCAUGGAUGGGAAAUACAUUUUGACUGGAGGCGAAGAUGAUCUAGUACAAGUUUGGAGUAUGGAAGAUCGGAAGGUAGUAGCAUGGGGUGAGGGGCACAGCUCUUGGGUCAGUGGAGUUGCUUUUGACUCAUAUUGGUCAUCACCCAAUAAUGAUGGCUCAGGGGAAAAUGUUAUGUACCGGUUUGGUUCUGUUGGUCAAGAUACACAAUUGCUUUUGUGGGAUUUGAUAAUGGAUGAAAUUGUGGUGCCCCUGCGAAGAUGCCCUCCUGGUGGAUCCCCCACAUAUAGCACGGGAAGCCAGUCCUCUCAUUGGGACAGCAUUUGCCAAGUGGGUACUCUCCAACCAGCUCCAAGCAUGAGAGAUGUGCCAAAGAUUUCACCUCUAGUUGCUCACCGCGUGCAUGCAGAACCCCUCUCUGGCUUGAUAUUCACUCAAGAGUCAGUUCUUACUGUGUGCCGGGAAGGGCAUGUGAAAAUAUGGAUAAGGCCUGGAAAUGCUGAAAACCAAUCAAGCAGUUCAGAGACUCUUUUAAGUUCCAGUUCAAAGGAGAAGCCACUAUUAUCAGGCAAGGUUGGCAGUUCCAGUUAUAAGCAAUAGCCAAUUAGAAGUCCAUUGUCAGGCCUGGUUGGUAGUUCUUUAUUUUUUGUUGCAGGGUUUCAUCUCCAUUUGCUAAUCUGACUGUAUUUGAGGUGUUUCCAUCUGAUGGGUUCCCAGGAUUGAGUACGUUGUAAGUUUAUCAAGUCAUUGGGUCCAUUACUCAAUGUCCUUGCAACGAGAUUACCAAUGGGUUCCCUUGUAUAUUGGUAGGGAUAAAUUGCCAGUUAUAGCAGUGAGAGGAAGGGGGAGCAGCAAGGAUGUAAGCAAACAUGCACAGGUUAUACGAAAUGGCCAUCUGCCACUACAAUAUUUCUGACGACUGAAAGGAAUAACGGAAAUUGCUCUUGCAUAUCAGCAAGAUACAUUGAUAUCAGAAUGGUUUUCACCAAACCAUGUUCAUUUGUUUUAUUGAAAGUACAUUCAGAGUGUAUUUGCUUUUGCUUUUUUUAUUUUGGUGGGAAUGCUGCCAUGUUGGAAGAACUCUUAGCUACACGGUACGCGGGGCAUCAUCUUUGGUCUUUUCAUAUGGCGGAUAGAGCCGUUAAUAUGGCCAUUAGAUGAUCUUUUUUGUCGGAGUUGUGUUGUCAAAAUUUUCAGCCUUUUCAACAUUUGCCUCCUAAGUAAUUUAUUAUCCUUAACAUGAUUCAUGAUUGUA
Nelumbo nucifera (sacred lotus) is the source of this 2724-nucleotide messenger RNA. RefSeq lists its product as uncharacterized. Gene Ontology annotation, molecular function: protein binding. Lineage: Eukaryota; Viridiplantae; Streptophyta; Magnoliopsida; Proteales; Nelumbonaceae. The record is from RefSeq and is a predicted model, not a curated record.